Messenger RNA from Hypoxylon fragiforme, 2451 nucleotides. RefSeq lists its product as uncharacterized. Gene Ontology annotation, cellular component: cytoplasm. Gene Ontology annotation, molecular function: protein binding. NCBI's taxonomy places the organism in Eukaryota, Fungi, Ascomycota, Sordariomycetes, Xylariales, Hypoxylaceae. The transcript has 5 exons. The coding region runs from base 1 to 2451 and encodes 816 amino acids. The record is from RefSeq and is a predicted model, not a curated record.
AUGGCGGAUGUCACUAUCUCAACUGACAGCGACGACAGCGUCGUCGUCACCUUAGUUGCGCGGCCUUCUGGUACUCAUGCAUCUGUCUUUCCCAAACGCCAAUUUGUCCUCAGUCAGAAGGAACCUUCUAUUCGAAUCGGCCGAGCAUCCAAGGUUCCCACAAAGGGCUUCAUCGCCUCGGUGGACAAUGCUUGGUUUGAUAGUCCCGUUAUGUCGCGCGGCCAUGCGGAGUUGUACUUUGAUUAUCAUUGCAAUGCGGUGUUCAUCAAAGACAUCGGCUCUCUCCAUGGUACCUUCCACACGCCCAAUGACGGAAUUAGCAAAGAAGAGAGGCUGCAACAAUACAAGCCUGUAAAGUUGUCGAAUGGCGAUACCCUCCGAUUUGGCACCGAUAUUUUCAGGUCCAAAGAAACAUUCCCCCCCUGCUCUCUUGACUUCUUUGCGAUAAGUGGUCAGGGAAUUGAGUCUCUUACUCCAAUUAUGCCAAGUGCCAGUCGAUCAACAAGCCGAGUCUUUACCAUCCCAGAUGACGAGGAUGACGAGGAUGAUGAUGAUUACGAAGACGAUAGUGUAGUUGAGACAACUAUGCCAUCUACACAAGGGAUUAAUGCGAAGCGAGGCCCAUCUAUAGACUUAACUCAUGAUGAGGCCGAUGAGGCCAACGAGCACAGCCACGCUUCAAAUACCACGAGCCGUGCUAACAUUAACUCUGAUGUCAUUGACCUGACCUCCGAGCCUUGUGAGCCUUUGAGCCCCAAGCCAUUUGUGGAGUCGACCCAAAUGAACUCUGCUGCCGCCUCCCCUACACCACCCGAUACCUUUUCCAAUACAGUUGGCGCAUAUUUGUUGGACUCUGAAGCUAAUGACUUCGUGGAACAUCUUCUUAACGAACAUGGGAAUGAUAAUGUAUAUGAGGAUGAUCUUCUUAGUUCCCAAGAGGAUGCCCAUGACUACGAUGAGGAGCUCAACAGUGACGAUAUCCGAAUGACCGAUUCCGAGGCGGAUUCCGCCAUGACGGGAGAUUCAGGGGACGACAUGAGUGCUUCAGCUGGAGAUAUAGAUGACGACGACGACGUCGACGUCGAUGACGAUGACUACAACGAUGAUAACGAUGACAACGACUCUAUAUAUAACAACCUGCAUUAUCAGUAUAUCAGGUCUGCUUGUUAUAGAAGAGGCGAUGAGGGCUCUCCGAUUAACGUUGCUUCUUCGUCAAGCGUUAGCAUGUCAGAUUCGGGAUCGAGCCCCGUUCCGACUGGCUUAGAUUCGUCACUGCCGUCAUCACCGGACCCUCCCAUCUCGAAGGAGCUAACUUCCGAAAGUGUCGAAAAAAUUAAAAGCGCUGAGGCAGAAACUUCUGAUAAGCAAAAUGGUCCCUUUGCCACGCCGUACUUAUUCACUGCACCCGAACAAACAGCACCCCCAACCCUCAAUAUUCGAGAGCCAAGUCCAUCGGACGCUGCGAUGUUCAAGAGUCGCCCAGUACUUGACAAGGCCAUGAGUUACUCCAGAGCCCAGGCUUUGGGUGAGAAGUCCGGCAAGUUUGAAUUUUUUGCUGCUAGGGAGAACAAUCGCGCAAUCCUCCCUGACAGUAAUUCUUCAUUACCAGUCUCUGCAAUUCGAGAGACGUUGAACGAGAGCUCAAGCCAACAUGCUUUUGGCACCCCAGCAGAUCAUCUCCAGCACUCGCCAUUACUACCCUUACCCUUACCAGCAGGAGUUGAUUCUACUAGCAUGAAACAUUCGGAAGAGGUUUUCGAUGGUGCUGAUACUACACCCCGCCCAUCUCCCCUUCUAAACCCCACCACCCUCGAUCUUAGCGCUACAAAUGAAGCACAGAGUUCUGCGUGGUCGACAUCUGGAGAGAAAUUUAUUAACAACCCUCACAGCGUGGAUCUUCCUGCUCCGCACGAACGCCCCCAAAGUCCAGAGUUUGACAUGUCUAGUGCCUAUGCGUUCCAACUUAGCAAGAUGGCAACUGAGGUCAAUGUCGGCCAGAACCUCCGGCGUGUUGGGAUCGAAGACUUACUUACCCAAGAGCCCAAAGGCAUACAAACUAAGAUACCGUAUAUUCAUCUACCACCGAUAGAUGUCCCGAGCCCUUUGGCGGACCUAGUCACUUUAAGUACUCAUGGUACUAAGCGCUCAUUCGAGGAUGCAUUCAUCGAUGGCAAUGAGCCAGCCCAACAAGACCAAGGGCACGACGAUGCAAUUGACGGGACUAACAAUUCCGAAUCUGCCGAUAUGCAAAACGACAGUAUUCCCAAGACUCCUGCUCGGGAGCAGUUUCGAGGACAUGAAGAGGGGGAAGUACAACCCAUUCCCCCAUCAAUGGCACCAGUUGCCACGCAACCCUCAAAGAGACGUCGCUUCGCCGAGGCAGCAGCAUGUGUUGCUCUUGGCGGUGCUGCAGCAUUUACCUUCUUGGUCUCCACCGCUCCUGCCCUGUAG